AUGUCUCUCGUCAACCUGGCACACUUCUGCUCGCACAUGCAAAAUGCAUCCAAAGCCCGCCUCGGGCUGACGUCAAUACCCGUCUCCAAGAUGCAUACCAACAUUGCGCUGGGGCUGCAGCGCGAAGGCUUUCUCUCUUCCGUGACACUGGGCGGGCCCACACCACCAAAGCCUUUUCUCCUCCAAGCACAACAAGACCCCGAGCAACUAGAAAUAAUGGCCCAGAAGCUCAAGGACGAGCCCUGGCUUGCCUACCCCAUGGCGAAUUCACCAGGCAACAAGGGAAAGGCCCCACUGGGCGAAGAGCACGACCACCAAGUACACGUACCAGAGAACCCGGCGCGGAGGAGAUUAUGGCUGGGGCUGAAGUACUGGCAGAACGAGCCGGUACUGAAGAACAUGAAGCUAGUGUCGAAGCCCACACGGCGGAUAUGGCUGACGAGUGAAGACCUGGGCAAGAUCACAAGGACGCGCGAGUCCAGCUAUGUCAAGGGACUGACGCAUCCCGGAGAGUGCAUGUUCAUCACGACAGACCGGGGCAUUUUAGAAGCAAGAGAGUGUGUCGAGCGGCGACUGGGCGGCAUGGCGCUUUUCAGAGUGUGGUAG
Molecule: messenger RNA, 606 nt
Organism: Exserohilum turcica Et28A
Lineage: Eukaryota; Fungi; Ascomycota; Dothideomycetes; Pleosporales; Pleosporaceae
Exons: 1
Coding region: 1-606 (201 amino acids)
Biological process (GO): translation
Cellular component (GO): ribosome; mitochondrion
Molecular function (GO): structural constituent of ribosome
Source: RefSeq, a predicted model, not a curated record